GCGAGUGUGGACGCGGCUGGCGGACUUUUCCCGGUGUGAGCCGUAGAUGUCAUCAGGUUGCUUCAACUUUGAGCGAAGGUCACACCGCGAGAGGAGAAGUCGCGUGCAUAUUUAACCGUAGUUUUACUGAUGCUGGGACGUUGCUGAGCGCUUAGUUGAUCUCUCAGUGUGCCUCUGGUCCUCUCUCCGGCUGACCAAUGCUUCUGCAUCAGUUCAUGAACGGAUCCCUGGAAGUCAUGCAUCCCACACCGCUUCAGAAAGACACUACUUUUACCAAAAUCUUUGUCGGCGGGCUGCCGUACCACACGAACGAUGCCUCUCUCAGAAAGUACUUCGAGGCCUUUGGGGACAUUGACGAGGCUGUGGUGAUAACAGACAGACAGACCGGUAAAUCCAGAGGAUACGGCUUUGUGACAAUGACAGACCGAGGAGCAGCCGAGAGAGCCUGCAAGGAUCCCAACCCCAUCAUCGACGGCAGGAAGGCCAACGUCAACCUGGCUUAUCUGGGUGCCAAGCCUCGCAGCAUACAGACAGGCAUAUCCAUCGGAGUGCAGCCCAUUCACCCAGCACUCAUCCAGAGGCAGUAUGGGUUGGCCCAGCCAUACGUCUACCCACAAACCUUUGUGCAGCCCAGUCUGGUGCUGCCCACUCAGGUUUCCACCUCUGUCAGCACCAGCCCCUACCUGGACUACACCACAGCCUACACCCAGUACGCCCAGGCUGCCUUUGAGCAGCAGUACCCAUAUGCCGCCUCCCCAGCGGGCUUCCUGGGCUACAGCUACGCCACCAGCCCCACAGCUACCGCCGGCCCAACCGCCCCCACCACAGCCCCAACUGCCGUCCACCCAACACUCCCCUCUGCCGCUGGCCCAGCCCCAGCCUUCCUGCACUACGCCCCGCAGCAGCACAUCCAGCCGGACCGUAUGCAGUGAGCUGGAAAGGAAGCAGGGAGGAGCGGCAGUAGUACAGAUGGAGGAAGAGUAGUGAGUUGUGGUCACUGACCUUUGAACAGAGGAUGGUGAAACACCCUACAGGGUGACCCUGCUGCCAUCAGGAGGGGCUUUCAGGAAAAAGGGUGGGACUAUUGCACUAAAUUAUCAGGAUGAGCCAUCUGCUCAUUGGUUAUGGGUUAAAAGGGUUGGGCAGGGAUUCGAGGACUGUCAAGGUUCAGGUUGGGAAGCUAAACAGCUUAAGGUAUGUGGUCGCUUCCAAGGGCUUCCAGAAGCUGACACUUCAUUUUUUUUAUUGUUAUUAUUAUUAUUAUUAUUAUUAUUAUUAUUAUUAUUAUUUUCAUUGUCAUUGUCAUUUAUUAUUGUAUUAAUGUCUGUCAUUUUUUUGUUUAAAUGCCAUUAUUAUCGAUGUUAUCAUGGUUUGUGGCUCAAUCAGUGGAAGUUAUGUGCGUCCAUGGUACAUAUUGAUGUUUUGAGAGCUGUCUGGGACAUGUAACACCUCUUUCCUCCCUACAACAGAGUAUCUGGGGUGGAGAUGAAGGGCACUGCUGCUUUAGGAUAUGGGGGGGCAGUCAGGAAUCGGGGUGCAGAGUGGUGACCGAGGAGGCAUGCAACCAGCCUCUUGGCGUAUCUGCGGUCCCAUCCUGGUGCUAUCCACAGUGAGGCAGAGCUCUGCCUCACGAACAAACCUCCAGCGUUUAGCGCCACACAGGAGGACGAUGAGAGAUUUCACCCCAAGGAUGAAACGGAAAGUUUCAGUAUAAGACUGUGGAAGCUCCAUUGUUUUGAGAUUGUGAUGUCAGGACUACACAUUUUUUUUAUUCUUUUUAAUUAAAGAGGCCUUAACAAAUAGAGAACCUUAAUGUAUCUCUUGAUUCUCAAAGCUCUCGCCCCUUCACAGAACCAAGUAACUGGCCAGACUGUUUUCAGCAGUCACAUUUAUCUUGCUUACUUGGGUCUUGAUUAUUUCAGAUGGAUGUAGAUAAUCACGUGUUGUAUAUGGGCAAUGGAGACCAAGAGCGCUGGGUAUCAAUGUUAAAAAGGUAGCUGACACUGAGCUCAAACACCAGUGUAUUUUUUUUCUUCUUCUUUUGUCACUGAGAUUGUCACAAACUGUUGCUCUCAAAAGGACAUUCAUGUACAGCAUUUUUAAAUGUUUUCAGUCAUCAAGUUCAUUUACAAUAUUUAUAUUUAGGUAUUUAUAAGAGGUACUAAGUUAAAAUAGCUUUUUUUUUGUUACUAUGAUUAUAGUUAUGACACUGAUGUCAUUUAACCUGCAGAUCCACACAUGAUGUUUUCAUUUUGUCCUAUCACCAUGUCAGUGGAUUUGCCCUGGGUGCACGGAACUACAGUAGACACUCAUUUGUAGAUCCUUGACUGAUUGCAUCAGAAAUUAUCUAGAUUUUUUUCUAAAUAAAAAUGUCUUUUACAGUCCCUUCAAAGAAGCCAUACCAAAAAAAAUUAAAAAAAAUAAAGAAUUUGUACUUAAAGAUGCCUCCUGAGUUU
Messenger RNA from Toxotes jaculatrix (banded archerfish), 2456 nucleotides. RefSeq names its product RNA-binding protein 38-like. Bases 198 to 932 code for a protein of 244 amino acids. The record is from RefSeq and is a predicted model, not a curated record. Gene Ontology annotation, molecular function: RNA binding. Lineage: Eukaryota; Metazoa; Chordata; Actinopteri; Toxotidae. The transcript has 4 exons. Gene Ontology annotation, cellular component: cytosol.